Messenger RNA from Anguilla anguilla (European eel), 1366 nucleotides. RefSeq names its product replication factor C (activator 1) 3 (gene rfc3). Lineage: Eukaryota; Metazoa; Chordata; Actinopteri; Anguilliformes; Anguillidae. Gene Ontology annotation, cellular component: DNA replication factor C complex; nucleus. Gene Ontology annotation, molecular function: DNA binding; DNA clamp loader activity; ATP hydrolysis activity. The transcript is spliced from 9 exons. The record is from RefSeq and is a predicted model, not a curated record. Bases 100 to 1170 code for a protein of 356 amino acids. Gene Ontology annotation, biological process: DNA repair; DNA-templated DNA replication.
GACAGCGCGCGAGUUUGUUGUCAUUUCGCGGGAGAGGAAGUGCUGUUGCGCUUAGUGGGCUAACAACAUAUACUUUGAUAUUGGAUUAAACGCCUCAAAAUGAGUUUAUGGGUUGACAAAUACAGGCCUACCCUUCUGGGAAAGUUGGACUAUCACAAAGAACAGGCGAAUCAGCUGAAAAAUCUCGUGCAAUGCGGGGACUUUCCCCACUUGCUCGUUUACGGUCCAUCGGGGGCCGGUAAGAAAACGCGGAUCAUGUGUCUGCUACGCGAGCUGUACGGACCCGGGGUGGAAAAACUGCGGAUCGAGCAUCAGUCCAUUACAGCUCCGUCAAAAAAGAAGAUUGAAAUCAACUCAAUAGCAAGCAACUACCAUCUGGAAGUCAAUGCGAGCGAUGCUGGAAACAGCGACCGCGUGGUCAUUCAGGAACUGAUCAAAACCGUGGCUCAGUCACAGCAGAUCCAGUCCAGUACGCAGAGAGAGUUCAAAGUGGUGCUGCUGACGGAGGUGGACCGGCUCACCAAGGACGCCCAGCAUGCAUUGCGGCGGACCAUGGAGAAGUACAUGUCCACCUGCAGGCUGAUCCUGUGCUGUAACUCCACCUCCAAGGUCAUCGGCCCAAUCCGGAGCAGGUGCCUGGCCGUGAGAGUCGCCCUGCCCAGCACGGAGGAGGUGUGCAGUGUCCUGACCAGCGUGUGCAGGAAGGAAGGGCUGCUGUUGCCGGGGGAACUGGCCAAGCGGAUCGCGGAGAAGUCCGGCCGCAACCUGCGCAAAGCGCUGCUGAUGUGCGAGGCCUGCAGGGUGCAGCAGUACCCGUUCUCGGCUGAUCAGGACAUCCCGGACACAGACUGGGAGGUGUACCUGAAGGAGACGGCCAACGCCAUCGUCAGCCAGCAGAGUCCUCAGAGGCUGCUGGAGGUGCGGGCCAGGCUGUACGAGCUCCUCACGCACUGCAUCCCCCCAGAGAUCAUCAUCAAGGGCCUUGUGGCGGAGCUCCUGAGCAACUGCGACGGGCACCUGAAGGCGGAGGUGGCGCAGGCCGCCGCCCACUACGAGCACCGCCUGCAGCUCGGCAACAAGGCCAUCUACCACCUGGAGGCCUUCGUGGCCAAGUUCAUGGCCGUCUACAAGAAGUUCAUGGAGGACGGGCUGGACGCCAUGAUGAUCUGAGACCGCCCCCCCCCCCCCCACCUCCCACCCUCCCUCGGCUUCUGGAGGAGAUGGACAGCGAAACUCCCGCGUUUCCAUGGGAACGGUUGCACUGCGGCCAUGUAGCGCAGCGAUUGGUUUGACCGUUGGAAAUGUCAAUGGAACACUGAAUUAUAUUCUCCUUACUUCACUAUUAAAGAAUCAUUUCAUUAUGUAA